AUUACAAUCUAACCUAAUCUAACAUUGAAAGAUUAUAAAUAAAUUGUAAAUAAGAGGAAAGGCUUACUGCAGCGAACGUCUCUAAAAUUGGAGUAAAGCAAGUUGCGAUGCGAAGAGGUUAGGAAGAGGUCAGCCGCUGUUUCUUACAACUUACGAUAAUAAACAAUGGCAUCAUCACCAACAACGUCGCCGUCAAAGUGUCAAACGUCAUGGGAGCCACACCGAAUCACACAUAUCAAGCCGUCCUUCGACAGUCACGAAAUGACUCUUGCGUGUCGUAAGGAUCUGUGGCACAAGUUCAUCGUCUUCGACGGCGCCCUGUACAGGCGAACCGAUGUUCUGCGCGCCGUUAUAACCACCUGCGAACCGGCGCUCCUAGUACCGAUUAUGUACGCCGUCGAGGACAAGAACAAAAGCACGUUCCUCGCAAAAUGUGCUAGCAACGCCAUAGAGAACCUUGUGAAGCAGGGACUGUGUAUAACGCUGCCGGGCGGCCAGGAGCUGCACAUGGACAUCGUGUUGGGAUACCUCGGCGCGCAGGAGUUGCAAGUGAACACGAACAAGAUUAUAGCGGCAGCCCUGCACACCAGGUACGAGCCGGUGAAGAAGAUAUUCAAUCUGGACGACUUUGAAAACGAGAAGGCACUGGGCUCGAUAUUCUGUCCCAUUUCUAUACCGAAGAUCUUCGAUCUGGUCCUACGUUGCAGCAAGACAGGUAUCAGCAAUCGUGAUCCCCAACAAUUACGACUGCCUGUUCGUGAGUUGAGUCUGAGAUACAAUAGGCUCACGGCUAUCAUCCUGUUUGACAAGUUCUUCAAUUACCACCUGACCAAAUUGGACUUGAGACACAAUCAGAUCUUGGAUGUGGAAUAUCUACGUUAUUUCUGCGAGUUCAAGAUAAGCGAACUUUGGUUGGACGGGAAUCCACUGUGUACAAAGUAUACCAAUUCCCAAGACUACAUACAGGCUGUGAAGAACGUUUUCCCGCAUUUACAGACACUAGACGGAGUCGUCAUAGGAAUGGAGAAGAAAUUUGUGCCAAGCAUACAAAGUAAUUAUCUUAACAAUGGAACAAAGAUUCCUCUGAUCAAGCAAUUUAUCAAGCAUUUUUUCACGUUAUACGACCAAGAAGAUAGAAUAGUUAUGAACGGCCUGUAUGAUAAAAAUGCAUUCUAUUCCAUGACAUUAGGUAGCAUAACGAAUCAUUUACAUAAAGAGAUCGUCAAGACAUUUUCCACAAACAGAAAUUUAUUGAAGUUUGUCGAUUACGCCAAGUAUCACGAAUUCCUAUUUUGGGGACCUGAAAAGAUAAUCACUGCCCUUCAACGGCAACCACCGACAAUGCACAAUUUCAAAACAUUUCAUAUUGAUUUGUUAUACGAAGAGGAAAAUUAUAUAAUCAUCUCCGUGCAAGGAUUGUUCUCAUAUCGAUUAUCAAUCUGUCCGCCUAUGCUGUUUAACAGAACUUUCAUUAUUAUACGAAAAGAAGACAAUGAAUAUUGCAUUGUUAACGAUCAAUAUUACAUUGAUGGUACACCCGCCAAUGUGAUUAAUGAAGUGAAAUUUGAUCCAAGACCCGUGCCUAAAUUUACUCCAACAGUACUCAGUGUAACAGAAAGGGAACAACUGAUUAGAUUUUUACGUGAGCUAACUACAAUGAAUAUUGGAUAUUGCUACAAAUAUCUCCAAGAUGCAGAGUGGGAUAUAAGAAGUGCAAUCACUACAUUUACAAAAAAUUACUCAGUCAAUGAUGUCCCUCCAGAAGCUUUUCAACGAGACACAUAAUUAUAUUAGACUUUGAUAAUACUUAAAAGAGAAUAGUAUUGUAUAAAAAAAUACAUGUACGUUAUUGGUAAAAAAAGAAU
Temnothorax curvispinosus is the source of this 1865-nucleotide messenger RNA. RefSeq names its product nuclear RNA export factor 1-like. Gene Ontology annotation, biological process: poly(A)+ mRNA export from nucleus. The record is from RefSeq and is a predicted model, not a curated record. NCBI's taxonomy places the organism in Eukaryota, Metazoa, Arthropoda, Insecta, Hymenoptera, Formicidae. Gene Ontology annotation, molecular function: RNA binding; protein binding. The transcript has 2 exons. Gene Ontology annotation, cellular component: nucleus. Bases 166 to 1785 code for a protein of 539 amino acids.